AUGUUUUGCCAUGCACCUUUGCCACCUCCAUCUCCUUUCCCUUUCUCUCUUCCUAACUCCGAAACAAAAAACCCGACGACAACCGACAACGAAGAAAAAAAAGACUUCCCUCGAUUCCUCAAACCGAAAGUCGGACUGCAAGAACGAAGCGAAAGAAUUCACAGCCAGCGUUAA
Messenger RNA from Bipolaris oryzae ATCC 44560, 174 nucleotides. RefSeq lists its product as uncharacterized. The record is from RefSeq and is a predicted model, not a curated record. The transcript has a single exon. Bases 1 to 174 code for a protein of 57 amino acids. NCBI's taxonomy places the organism in Eukaryota, Fungi, Ascomycota, Dothideomycetes, Pleosporales, Pleosporaceae.